Telopea speciosissima is the source of this 1900-nucleotide messenger RNA. RefSeq names its product D-lactate dehydrogenase [cytochrome], mitochondrial-like. Gene Ontology annotation, cellular component: mitochondrion. The coding region runs from base 53 to 1762 and encodes 569 amino acids. Gene Ontology annotation, biological process: lactate catabolic process. Gene Ontology annotation, molecular function: D-lactate dehydrogenase (cytochrome) activity; D-lactate dehydrogenase (NAD+) activity; FAD binding. NCBI's taxonomy places the organism in Eukaryota, Viridiplantae, Streptophyta, Magnoliopsida, Proteales, Proteaceae. The record is from RefSeq and is a predicted model, not a curated record. The transcript has 18 exons.
UCUCUCGCGCUCACACACGUACUCUCGGAGGAAAGCAAACCAAGAUUCUCUCAUGGCGUUCUCAUAUUGGUAUUCUCGUUUCAGUUCUUCUUCAAGGAACAUUUACAGGAUCAUCCAGAGCUCAUCCGUCCAUCAUUUUCGCAAUCAGAGUACUUACACCGUGGAAGCUUUGAACUCCGGGGGUACUAAACCAGUGCGGUCAUGGUCAAGCUCUCUUAUUCCCCUCGCCAUCGCGCUCUCUGCUGGAUCAAUUGUCUUUGACAUUGAGAGAAAUCCUUCGAUGUGCGAUGCCGCCGUUGUUGAUGAUUACCGUGGUGGCACCGUUGGGGGCAAAGAUAGCACGAACCCUAUUGUUAAAGGUUCUCUCAAGGAUGUCCCGCAAGAGCUUAUUGACGAAUUGAGUACCAUUUGUGGAGGAAAUAUGACGCUGGAUUAUGAUGAGAGAUACUUUCAUGGGAAGCCACAGAACAGUUUCCACAAAGCAGUAAAUAUCCCUGACAUUGUUGUUUUCCCAAGGUCUGAAGAUGAAGUCUCUAAGAUUGUCAGAUCUUGUAAUAACCAUAGGGUUCCAAUUGUACCAUAUGGUGGAGCUACAUCGAUUGAGGGUCACACUUUGUCUCCACAUGGGGGUGUUUGCAUUGACAUGUCAUUGAUGAAAAAUGUUAAAGCACUGCAUGUUGAAGAUAUGGAUGUGGUUGUUGAGCCGGGGAUUGGAUGGAUGGAGCUUAAUGAAUACCUGGAACCUUAUGGCCUUUUCUUUCCACUUGAUCCAGGUCCUGGUGCAUCCAUUGGGGGAAUGUGUGCUACACGUUGCUCUGGGACAUUAGCUGUAAGGUAUGGAACCAUGCGUGAUAAUGUCAUCAACCUCAAGGUUGUUCUGGCAAAUGGGGAUGUAGUCAAGACUGGUUCUCGUGCCAGAAAGAGUGCUGCAGGAUAUGAUUUGACAAGGCUGAUAAUUGGAAGUGAAGGAACCUUGGGAGUAAUAACAGAAGUUACUUUACGGCUUCAAAAAAUUCCCCAGUACUCAGUGGUCGCAAUGUGCAACUUUCCAACAAUUAAGGAUGCAGCUGAUGUUGCUAUUGCCACUAUGCUGUCUGGGAUCCAGGUGUCAAGAGUAGAGCUGUUGGAUGAGGUUCAAGUAAAGGCUAUCAACAUUGCGAAUGGGAAAAAUUUGCCUGAAGUUCCAACAUUGAUGUUUGAAUUUAUAGGGACAGAAGCAUACUCACGUGAGCAGACAUUAAUGGUUCAGAAGAUUGCUUCUGAGCACAAUGGUUCUGAUUUUGUCUUUGCAGAAGAUCCUGAAGCUAAAAAGGAACUUUGGAAGAUAAGGAAAGAAGCACUUUGGGCUUGUUUCGCAAUGGAGCCUGGUUUUGAAGCAAUGAUUUCGGAUGUAUGUGUUCCUUUGUCACGGCUUGCAGAAUUGAUUUCAAGAUCUAAGGAGGAGCUUGAUGCAUCACCAUUGGUGUGUGUGGUUGUUGCUCAUGCUGGUGAUGGGAACUUCCAUACAUUGAUCCUUUUUGACCCCAACAAUGAAGAACACAAGCGAGAAGCAGAGAGACUGAACCAUUUCAUGGUCCAUACAGCCUUAUCAAUGGAAGGAACAUGUACAGGGGAACAUGGUGUUGGCACUGGGAAAAUGAAGUACCUUGAAAAGGAACUCGGAAUAGAGGCCUUGAGGACAAUGAAAAGAAUAAAGACAGUCUUGGAUCCCAACAAUAUUAUGAAUCCAGGAAAACUGAUUCCUCCUCAUGUUUGUAUCUAAGCUAUGUCCCAUCUUCAGAUUGCAAAACUGUAUGUCCUAUAUUAGGUGAGAAGUCUGUAAAAAUUAAAGUCCUACUUCAUAUUGUGGAUGAUAAAAUCAUGAGAAGCAAUAUGAGCUUUAUCUGUUUUACUUCAAUUA